This is a messenger RNA of Paraphaeosphaeria sporulosa, 1290 nucleotides long. RefSeq names its product SGNH hydrolase. Bases 348 to 1142 code for a protein of 264 amino acids. The record is from RefSeq and is a predicted model, not a curated record. Lineage: Eukaryota; Fungi; Ascomycota; Dothideomycetes; Pleosporales; Didymosphaeriaceae. The transcript has 5 exons.
UCACCACGCAGGCGUCCCGCCCGAAGCACGCGAUGCGCGAGGCCGGUGCUGAACAACAUUGUAAGGUGGCUCGUUUUCGUUGCAAUCUGUGCCCGUAGCUGAGGUGAUGGCCUGAAGGCAUUGAAGGCGAUGCAGUUCCUCAAUGCGAGGUAACUAAUGCUGCAGCAUGGUGGCUUCUGUGGCGCUAGACCAUCACUCGGAGCGGUACGGUAGGUAACAGACGGAGCCCAAUUAUUCCGGCACCGCGAGAUAUGGGCCGUGUUCUCACGCCUACAUAAACACUGGCUUGCUUCAGGUGCUCGAGAAACUGCAGAGUGGAAGAACGCGAUACCGUAGACCACACCACCAUGGCUGCUACUUGGGACAAGAUCCUUCUCUUUGGCGAUUCCAUCACCCAGGACUCGUUCAAUCAGCAGCGAGGAUUCGGCUUCUCAGCGGGUCUGCAACAUGAGUACAUACGUCGAUUGGAUGUCGUCAAUCGCGGUUUCAGUGGCUACACCUCCCGGCAAGCGCUCAAAAUCCUCCCGCACAUUGUUCCAGCGCCAUCUGCAGCCAACAUCCGUCUAUUAGUAGUCUUCCUCGGCGCCAACGAUGCCUCGCGUCCUGAAGCAGAAAACAAGCAGCACGUUCCUCUAGAUGAAUACGUCAGCAACCUCGAGAAGAUCAUCACCCAUCCUUCCGUCACGGCUCACAAACCCAAGGUUGUGCUCGUUGCUCCAGCGCCCAUUGAUGAGCACCUGGUCUGGGCCAACGACCAGACUCAGGGCAGGGCCGCUGUUUCAAGGAAGAAUGUAGAUUUGAAAAAGUAUUCGGAAGCUGCUGCGGGCUUAGGAGAGAAGCUAGGAGUUCCGGUCGUGAACUUGUGGAAAGCGUUCAUGGCGAACACAGGAUGGUCCGAGGGCAAAUGGAAGGAGAGCGAGCCGAUUCUUGGAGCAUUGGAGUUGCCGCAAAAUGAGGAAUUAGUGAGGUUGUUGCAUGAUGGGCUCCAUUUCAACCCGGCAGGGUACCAAAUUCUUCUUGUGGAGUUUCUGAAGGUCAUCAGGGAGAGCUACCCUGAACUAGCACCCGAGAACGUACCCUUGCUUCUCCCGUUGUGGAACGACGCUGAGGGUUGGGCUACAUGGGAUGCUGCGCAUCAAUAAGCCGACAAGGCACUUGAAACAUCAUGUGGAGAUCGUGACUGUGACGCAGAGAAUGUACGUGAUGCUUGGGAUUCUAGAUUAAAUAGAUAAGUAGAUACGCCCGUCAACUUGUGUAUAGUGUCCAGAUACCAACGCAUCUAGUGACGCG